UCGAGAACAACAAAUCUCAAGCUUUUGUAGUUCUAACGCUUUGUAAUAACUUCAUUAAUUCGAAAGCAGUCGCAGUAGUCGGACGCAUCUGCAAUUUCCUCAGAGUAUUGUAAUCUGAAGUUGCGUUUAGUUGUGCACUCCGUGUCUGAGCUACAAUGUACAAACUGCUGAGUGUGUGGGCGCUGGUGCUGCUGUCUGUACAGAUAGUCCACUCCUGGGACUAUGCGCUGGCGUUAGAAAAACGAAUAGAUUUUUUUAAAAACGAUACGAUAACACACAGCAUCACUAGCCACCAGUUUAAGAACCUCACGGCGUUAGCUUACGACGCACUCCACGACACGCUCCUGAUCGUCGACCAACAGACAGACAACUCUUCCCUAUACAGAUUUAACUUCACAUCCAACGACAUCGAGCUCAUACUUACCAGGAAACAGAUCCAGAGUAUAGUCCACGACCCAGCCAAGGAUUUACUUUUCUGGGUCCAGGAAAGAAACAUUUUCUCGAUACCACUAAAGUCUGGAUCUAAAUGCGACGUCAGUGACCAAAAUCUUGUAAUUGAGUUACAUGAUGAAAUCCCUAGUUCUAUUGCAGUGGACAGUUGUGAAGGGUUUGUUUACUGGACCAACAAAAACAUUGCGAAGCCUACAAUAGAGAGAAUUCGAUUUGAUGGCACCGUAAGAGAAGUGGUGCUAGACAAGGAUAUCCAUGAGCCUUAUCAUCUUGUCAUCGACCCUCAGAUAAAGCAAAUGUUCUGGAUUGAUAUGAGACAUAAUGAAACCUAUAAUUAUCAAAUUAAGACUGCGGAUUUGAAUGGAAUGAACGAAAAAGCUAUUGGACUGGGUAAUGGUCGUAGCCCAACAACAUUGACAGUCUCAAGCCAAUUUAUUUAUGGUAUCGAGCAAGAUUUAUUUAUAUAUAUUUAUAAAAUACAGAAACCCAAGGGGGCCAUUCCCUAUGUUCAUGAAUCUAAGCCUGAAGGCCAUCCAUCAUUAAUAAUCGCGUCCAAAUAUACGCUUGAAGAACAAACUAGUGGAAUUCAGGAAUGUAAAACUUUAACUAGUUUGCUACAAAAUAAUUCAGAGAACGAAACCUCUCGUCAUAUAUCGGAGCUCAAGAGCCUCAUUUGUGUUCAUGGUGAGAAGGCUAAUGCCACAUCUUGUACAUGCGCGCCUGGCUAUAUCGGCGAGAGAUGCGAUGUGUCAGUCUGUCAGAACUAUUGCAACCACGGCACCUGCAGUGUCAGUGAUGAGGGGGAACCCUCUUGCGGAUGUGAGUCUGGUUAUUCUGGAGCGAGGUGCGACAUCAACAUGUGCUUCAAUUACUGUCUGAACAACGGUGUUUGUUACUUUACUGAAGAGAAAGAACCACUCUGCCAAUGCAGUGGAAAUUACCGUGGUUCCAGAUGUGAAGCUGCCAGAAAUGACACAGUUAGCCCUACGUUCAGUUCAGGAGAUAAAAACUACACUUUGGUCGAUUUGUUGUUUAAUCGGCGAAAAAUGAAUGGCAAAUUUAUUGUAAAUUUUGAAGUAGAGUCUGAAUAAGAUUUUGAUCAGUAUGCAAGUGCCUUAUUUUGUGUUAUCUUUGUCUUACUCAAUAAAAACUGCUUGUAAUAAUUGCCACAAAA
Helicoverpa armigera (cotton bollworm) is the source of this 1624-nucleotide messenger RNA. RefSeq names its product protein cueball-like. NCBI's taxonomy places the organism in Eukaryota, Metazoa, Arthropoda, Insecta, Lepidoptera, Noctuidae. Gene Ontology annotation, molecular function: Wnt-protein binding; Wnt receptor activity. The coding region runs from base 156 to 1541 and encodes 461 amino acids. The transcript is spliced from 4 exons. Gene Ontology annotation, biological process: canonical Wnt signaling pathway. The record is from RefSeq and is a predicted model, not a curated record.